CGAGAAGAACACUCCUCCCUCCCUCCCGUCCUCCCCUCGGUGCCCCAGAGCCGGAGCUUUCUCCUUCCCUGCAGCAUGAUGUGUUUGUGAUCUGCAGCCUUUACUCGGCUCCCCUGAUGAGACUCCUGGCUGAGCCCGUCCGUGUCAUGACCCAGUGCGCGGUGUCGCUUCCUUCAAGCGGUCGCUACUGACGUCAGUGGACUCCUUUUGCCGAGCUUCAGUUUGCUUCCAUGAAAUAUGCGAUGGUCGCAGGAAUGCACGGUUCCUCUUCAUCUUCUGGUACACUUUGUUUUCUCCCUGGCAGCCGGCCAUGAAGAGCUGGACCCCCCUCUCUUUGCAGGACAAGGUCAUGUUCCUCAGCCAGGAGCCAUCACCCACCCAGUGAGAACCAACGCUGAUGGAGACUUCCUCUCCCACUCUCUGUCUCACCAUUUCAAGGAUGGGCGAGUCAGGCGUGACCUGCAACCCCUCGCUUCUGAGGGCCAGCUUUAUUACAAGCUCAACUACACGGGUCGAACUUUAACGUUCAAUUUGACCGCAAACAAUCAGCUAGUUUCGAACGACUAUGUCCUGGAGAGGCGUAGCGGCGGCGCCAACAGGACCGAGAGCGGUCGUCAUACCUCUGCUGGGACUUCCUGCCACCUGCUUGGCACUGUGGAGACCUCAGGGGUGAGAGGAAUUGCUGCCAUCAGCACAUGUAAUGGACUGAGAGGCUUCUUCUCCCUGCCUGAAGGACACUUUUUUAUCGAGCCACUCCCCAAAUCACCAAGGGAUCCUGCUGGGUCUCCGGAGCCCCACAUCAUCUUCCCAAGAGUUACCACGGCAACGCAAAGGGAGAAACGCAGUCCAGAGGGCAGACGGGCACCCAGCCAGCAAUGCGGAGUUCAAGAGGCUGGCUCUGUGCAAGUGGAGAGAGAGCGGGAGGAGUGGGAGAGCGAACACGGUCCUAAGCAGUCCCGCUCCCAGCGCUCAGUCAGCAGGGAGCGCUGGGUGGAAACCAUGGUGGUGGCGGAUUCCAAACUCAUUGAAUAUCACGGCAGCGACAAUGUGGAGUCCUACAUCUUCACUAUUAUGAACAUGGUGGCGGGCAUUUUCCAUGACGCCAGCAUUGGGAACGCCAUCCAUGUCAUCUUGGUUCGACUGAUUCUACUACAAGGAGAAGAGAAAGGACUGAAGAUUGUCCACCACGCAGACACAACUUUGUCCAGCUUCUGUGCCUGGCAGAAGAACUUAAACCCUCAGAGUGACACGCAUCCUGCCCAUCAUGACGUGGCUGUGCUGGUCACCAGGCAAGACAUCUGUGCUGGAAUGAACCAACCCUGCGAGACCUUGGGCCUGUCUCAUCUUUCUGGAAUGUGCCAACCGCACCGCAGCUGCAACAUCAACGAGGAUUCAGGCUUACCAGUCGCCUUCACCAUAGCCCACGAGAUGGGUCACAGCUUUGGAAUUCAUCACGAUGGCCAGGGGAACGACUGUGAGCUGGGAGGGAGGCACCCCUUCAUCAUGUCCAGACAGCUGAUGUAUGACAGCUCGCCUCUCACUUGGUCGUCCUGCUCCAAGGACUACAUCACACGCUUCCUCGAUCGUGGAUGGGGUUUCUGUCUGGAUGAUCGUCCUUCUAAAAGGGACUUGACCACCCCCCUGGCACGUCUCGGUGUUCGCUACACCACGCACCACCAGUGUCAGCUCCAAUACGGACAGAACGCCACCUUCUGCCCCGAAGUGGAUAACGUUUGCCAGAUUCUUUGGUGCUCUGUGAAUGGCUCUUGUCGCUCCAAACUGGACGCGCCUAUUGAUGGCACUCGCUGUGGACCAGAGAAGUGGUGUAUCUCUGGAGAGUGUGUUAUUGUGGGCAAACUGCCUGAGACGGUGAAUGGAGGCUGGGGACAAUGGACUACUUGGUCUCAUUGCUCAAGGACUUGUGGCACUGGAGUUCAGUCAGCUGAGAGAGAAUGUAACAACCCCAAGCCGGAGUUCGGGGGGAAGUACUGCACGGGCGAGAGGAAGCGUUAUCGGACCUGUAACACAAAACCCUGCCAGAAGAAUAAUCCCACCUUUAGAGAGAUGCUGUGUAGUGAGUUUGACACUGUGCCCUACCACAACGAGCUCUACAAGUGGAUUCCUGUGGCUAACCCCUUAAACCCCUGUGAGCUCCACUGCCGGCCUGUCGGUGAGUAUUUUUCGGAGAAGAUGCUCGACACCGUGACAGACGGGACUCCGUGCUUCAUGAACAACAACUCUAGAAACAUCUGUGUCAACGGAGUGUGCAAGGAGGUGGGGUGUGACUAUGGCAUUGACUCCAAUGCAGUGGAGGAUCGUUGUGGAGUGUGUUUGGGUGAUGGUAAAAGCUGUGAGACGGUCUAUAGGUCAUUUGAUGAAGGAGAAGGCUUUGGGUAUGUGGACGUGGGGGUGAUACCUGAGGGGGCCCGGGACAUCCUGGUAAAGGAAACUGAGGAGGCAGGUAACUUCCUGGCUCUGAGGAGAGAGGACUCCGAGGAGUACUUUCUCAAUGGCAACUACAUCAUCCAGUGGAAUGGGGAGUAUCAAGCUGGUGGGACCACAUUCUACUAUGAACGUAGUGGGAACAUGGAGAACCUCACUGCACCUGGACCCACCAGAGAGCCAGUCGUGCUCCAGUUGUUGUUUCAGGAGAAGAACCCUGGCCUCAAGUAUGAGUACACUGUCAAAAAGACCAAAGAGACAGGAAAUGAGGUUGUCAAACCCAUGUACAGGUGGAGACAUGGCGCAUGGACAGACUGCAGCACCACUUGUGGACUAGGUGAGCAGCACCAGCCUGCACGUUGCUUCGAGAUGGAUUUGGGCGUUGUAGACGAAUCUCUGUGUGAUCCAGAGAGCCGUCCAGAAGAUAGACACCGGAAGUGCAAGACUACAGAUUGUCCUGCUAGGUGGUGGGUGGGUGGCUGGCAGCAGUGCACGGCCACCUGUGGAUCGGACGGCUUGCGGAAGCGUACGGUUCUUUGUGUUCGUACAGUCUCGGGUGAGGAAAGGGUGCUCCAUCCUGUGGCGUGCAAGCACCUCCUUAAACCAAAACCUGUAGUGCCGUGCAACAGAGACGUACCUUGUGGACAGGAUUGGGACGUUGGAAUCUGGGAAGAAUGUCCAGUGACAUGUGGAGGAGGUGUCCGCUCCCGCACUGUGACGUGCACACUGCUACCCAAAAAGCAGUGCGACCUUGCGACCAAACCACGCACCCGAUCACUGUGCGCGCUGCAGAGUUGCCCAAACUCAAGUCUUCGCCGACGUCCUGGUCCUCCUCCUAAAUAUCGCCGCAUUUACCCGCCUAAGAGGCACCCCACUAAGCCUACUCCCACUCUCACAAGUAUUGUUAUUGCCACCACCUCUAAAAUCCCAUCACCUGAUCAUUAUGACUUUAAUGAUGUUGAGGAAAAUCUGAAGAAAGCAACAAGUAUGGAAAAGACAGAAACAGAGGAGAGAGAUGUUGAGGAGGGAAGCACACCAAACAUGGUCAUGAACACUCCUGGUUAUGACUAUAUCACAGAUGAUAGGACACGAGAGGAGGAGGGAAUUAUCGACCUGGACGUCGGUACGACUUGGUUCAAAUGUCCUCCUGAACCAACCACACCAGUAUCGCAUAUAAUCAUCACACCCACUUUACAAACAAGUGGUCGUCGCAUGCACUCAACCACACAAGUCACCACAUCCUCCCUCUUCACCCCACACACUACUGCCGAGAUCACCCAUCACAGCACCCCACGCGUCCCUCCAUACAGCCCCCGGAUGCACAAGGUUCCACUAACUACUCCCAUGCUGAAGUUGCGUUCGGUUCCACCCAAAACUGGUCUCCACACAACACAAGCUCCCUCCUCCAGUACUUCAUCGUUGUCCCAGACCACAAUAAAGUUUAUAAAAGUGAAGAAGCCCGCAGUGACUACCAAGAAAAGCAACUCUGCCAAAAAAAACCCAACCCGGUCCAAAGGCAACCGCUCCAAGAGCCAAAAUCAGCAAGCUCCAAAACCCAAGAACGGCCCCACCCGGGACCAGGGAGAGCCAGUCAGUAUGGAUGUGUUCUGGAUUGUAGGAAACUGGAGUGAGUGUUCAACAACAUGCGGGAUUGGUGCAAUAUGGAGGACUGUUGCUUGCAGUUCAGAGAAGGACGAAGACUGCGCAAUCACAAAGAAACCCGAACCUGCCCGCACCUGCCAUCUACAGCCAUGUGCCACCUGGCAAAGUGGCAGCUGGAGCAAGUGCCCAGAUAAUUGCAUGGUUGUGGGAAAGCGGUACCGGGAUGUCCAGUGUGUUGAUUCUCAGAGUCAGCGUCCUCUUCGACCCUUCCACUGUCAAGCGGUGUCAAGUAAACCCGUCAGUGCUUUGACUUGCCCUUUUAAGGCCUGCGUGGACUGGAGCAUGUCACCCUGGGGACCAUGCUCUGGGAGUUGUGGUGAGGGUGUGAGGGAGCGGCUGGUGUACUGUCCAGUGCCUCAUGGUUGUGGCGCCACACUGAGGCCAAAUAGCACAGAGACAUGCAGCCUGAAGCCCUGCACCCACUGGACGACAGAUGAGUGGGAGCAGUGCUCUGUGAGCUGCGGAGGAGGUCAGCAGCAGCGUGACGUCAUCUGCGUGAGUGCUGAGGAUUCUGGUGUGAUGCCAGACAGCCUGUGUGAGAAGAUGUCCAAACCAGAAAUACUCAGGAAGUGCAAUACGCAGGAAUGCCACACCGCCACAGGUCCAGUUUGCAGGAAGAACACAAUGUCCUCUCGCUUCUGUGACAAGCUGAAGCUGCUGGGCCGCUGCUCUCUCAGAUCGGUGCAAAGGCAGUGUUGCGUCACCUGUGGCUCAUAGACGGGUACAUCCUCUCACUGCACCUCCCAGCUACUCUUACUGUACAACGAGGAACACUAAACAUUUGACUUGCAAUGGAACCUCUAAAGUUGAGGAAUCUGGUCGACCUCCAAUUUGUUUAGAAUUAGAAUCUUUCUGAAAUGAUCUCUUCCAGAGGAGGUUAUCAUAAAACCUUUAUUAACUGUGCAGGUAAUGUUUUAAAGUGUAAAAAUAAGGAAAAUUAUUCAGUGAUCCUCAUGACAUUUUUCUUCUUUUUGUGGGAGCAUUUGUUGUAUAUAUUACACAAAAGCACACUUCUGGAGGAAAUCCUGAAUUGUUCAGGGGGCCACAUUUCAGAAAACAAAGAACUAGAGUCCAGUCGUGUACCCUCAGGAGGCAUUGUCCUGCCCAUUAAUAUAGAUUGUCUGUUUAACAGAGCAAGACUGAUAAUUAAAGAUUGUCUAUAUAUCAGGAACGUUGCUUAUUAGUCGAGAUGCACAACAUUUUUUUUUUCUAAAACCGAUACCGACAAAGAUAACUUUCUGCUUUCUAAAAAGACCCAUACCGAUAUGAUAACCGAUGAAAUAUUUAUAGUAGGGCUGUCAAAUGAUUAAAAUUUUAAUGGAAUUAAUCACCAUUAGCAACUAUAUCUGAAAUAUUUCCAUUUUUACUGCAUUUCAUUAAAAGGACAGGAUUAUAUAUAUUUAAUGUAUUAGCAGCUCCAAAUGAACUGAAUAUGUCAAUUCAGCUAAGAGAUACCACACAAGUCUACAAAUCAAUUUGUCUAACACUAGUCUCUUUAAGAGUAGCAGAACAUUUUAAUCACACUUUACACCGCGUUAUCCUGAGCAAUGAGGAUUUACGUUCAAAGACAUCAUGUAAUUUAAAUGUGCAUGUUUUCAGUGUAUUUUCCAGGAAGUGUCGUUCCCAGGAUGAACGGGCUGGAGACGUGUGUGAGUUGGGGAUUCAUACAGUAUUUGGGGUUGAUGUGUUCAGGUCAGAAUGAAGUUAGAAAAGAGUGUCAGACUUUGAGUGACUGUGUGGGGAAGCUCCACUGUGAUCCCGUCUGCCGUCAUAACAGAGGCGUGCUUGCUUUGGUGCGCAUGCGUUAAUUACACACACACACACACACACAAAAGGCUUUCAAACCACUAUUGUAGCGAUGCUGGCCUUUCAGGUGGCUAAUUGGUUAAAGACGUCCCACGCGAUUGACGCCAUGAUUGUUUACUUUUUUUUUUUUUCAUUCAGCUUUAUUAAUGCCUAACAAUUUACAAUAACAGUGUCAAACCAUGGGCAUUAACAAACAGUUGGAUAACAACAACAUACAUAAGUCAUAUAGAGAUUAAGGAAAUACAAUAACAGAAAAGUGAUAAAUAAAUAAAUAAAUUUAGGAAAAAAAAGAAGAAGAAAAAAAAGAUAAUAGUAAUUAAAGUGAGAUACACCAGGGGACUUGAGCAAUGAAAAUUAAAUUGAAUGAAGGAUAUUGAAGUGGGAGCACAGAUUUAUAGUCUUGAUAGCUUUCUUAUUAACAGAGGAUAUUGAUUGGAGGUACAGCUUCAGUUCUUUCAUGAAGACAUAAAAGAGGGGUUUCACUUUGGCAAAUUUACAUUUGUGGAUGUAGAAUUUUGCAAGAAUUAAAAUGAGAUUAAUUAAAAAAUAUUCUUUGUCAACAUCAUUCUUGACAAAGCCAAAAAGAAGGUGAUUGUUUACCAGUGAGCGCAGGGGAAGUGUGCAGCGCGUCAUAGAAAAGGAGCGCUUGAUUUGCUCACCUCAGCCCAGCAACACACACCACAGUACGGGUAAUCUCCCCUCAUUGGAUAGUUUUUUUUUUUUUUUUUUACGUGAUCGGUUAUCUGAGCUAUUUUUAAUGUUAUCGGAUUUAUCGGUAUGACGUCAUAAUUCCUCAUAUCGGCCUGAUAGAAUUAUCGGUGUAAUAAUUAUUGUGAACCCCUACUUAUUAGGAAGCAAAACAGUACGAAAAGACACAUUUUUGUAAACAAAAAUGCAGAGGAGUGAUUGUCCUGCUCAGAUAUAUAGAUGGUCUAUUUAACAGACGAGCCAACAGUCGAAGAUUGUCAAGCAUUGGCUGUGCUGCUGAUUUAAGGACUUCUGCAAAAAAGAUGCCAUUUUUUCUGGAUUUAAACAUUUUUCUUGUAAGUGUAAACAUAAUAAAUGUGUGGGUCGGUCUGAUCUACCAGAGUUGGGCCUGAGGUCGCCAGUUUCAGUUGGCUUUGGAUGCUCGCUGAGCUGCAGUCUUGUGUGACAAAGUGGAUUCCGGCGGUUUUUCGACUCUGGAUUAUUUGACUUCGGAAUCAGAUUUUUUUUAGAGGUUCUACUGUAUUUCAUUGAGAACACGGAAUGAUGUUAGCGCAAACAUUUUGGCUGAUUCAUCAACAGGGUGCAACCUAUACACUGCAAUGGGUGCAAUUGUAACCAGUUUUAAAAUGCCAUAACAAUUACAUAAGCACAUGUUUCAGUCAGAGCCAGCUUUGCCUCAAAGGUGCUUUUUGUCUUACUAGAAGUGGUGCAAAAUGUGUAUUUCAAACUGGCAAAAGCAGAAUGUAAAUAAUCAUAUAAUAUCUCUCUUUUUAUACUGUUAAUAGCAUUUAGUUUGGUAGCCUCUGUCAUCAUUGUGCUUUUAAAUGUUGCGCUGGCACUGUGUGUUUACAUCAGUCUGGGUGAAAGUUUCAACUACUUAUAUUAAGUGAACUGCAGAGCUCUGUAGUUGAACCUGUGGUGCUUCUCAGGCCUGGAAGUGACCAAAGACAAAAAAAAAAGAGGCGUUGCAGGUCAUCCCUCUCAGGUCCUUCAAAAACGGAUGGCUACUGUGUUUGUAUGGUCUUGUACAUACGUUCUGCAUCAAUAAAUGUGUGAAGAUGUUUAUGCUUGUCCUUCA
Messenger RNA from Dunckerocampus dactyliophorus (ringed pipefish), 7696 nucleotides. It is a transcript of the gene adamts12, whose product is annotated as ADAM metallopeptidase with thrombospondin type 1 motif, 12. Lineage: Eukaryota; Metazoa; Chordata; Actinopteri; Syngnathiformes; Syngnathidae. Gene Ontology annotation, cellular component: extracellular matrix. The transcript has 24 exons. Gene Ontology annotation, biological process: proteolysis; extracellular matrix organization. Bases 238 to 4821 code for a protein of 1527 amino acids. Gene Ontology annotation, molecular function: metalloendopeptidase activity. The record is from RefSeq and is a predicted model, not a curated record.